CUUACAGCUGCGCGAGCAGCAUCGUUCAAACGCAGUGAAUGGAAACCUGCGUUUAGAAGGUCUGGGCGUCCGCGGCCCAGGAGCGACCGAAUUAAAGCUGGUUUUCCCUUUUUUACUCCACCUCUCAUAUGGCAAACCGAGAGAAGAAUAAGAAGGCUCUUCUGGACUUGGCCAAGCAGCCGGAGAACUGCAGCUGCGCGGACUGUGGAGCUCCAGACCCAGACUGGGCUUCAUAUAAGCUUGGCAUCUUUGUUUGUCUGAACUGCUCUGGAACUCACCGCAAUCUGUCUGAUAUAAGCCGCGUCAAAUCCAUACGAUUAGACUUCUGGGACGAUGAUCUUGUGCAGUUUAUGAAAGCCAAUGGAAACAAAGUGGCCAAAGACUUCUAUGAGAAAUUCGUCCCUGUCUUCUAUUAUCGUCCACAGCAAGAUGACUGUGAGGUACUGAGGGAACAGUGGAUCAGAGCCAAGUAUGAAAGGCUGGAGUUUACAGAGGAAAAUAAGCUACUUGCCUACUCAUCAGGCAUAUAUGAAGGGGUGCUGUGGAAGAAAGGGAAGGACAACGGACAGUUUCUCAAGAGGAAGUUUGUUCUAUCAGAACAGGACUUCAGCCUAAAAUAUUACAAGGAGGAUGAAACUAAAGGGCCAAAGGCAAUAAUCUCUGUAAAAAACCUGAAUGCAACCUUUCAGCCCCAGAAAAUUGGACAUGCUCAUGGCCUACAGAUCACUUACUGUGUGGAUGACCACACCCGAAACCUCUUUGUUUAUCAUGAAAGUGGGCAGGAAAUUGUGAAUUGGUUCAAUGCUAUUAGAGCUACACGCUUUGUCUACCUGAAAACAGCAUUCCCUACAGCAACUGAUAGCGAGUUGCUGCCAUGGAUAACCAGAAGCUUCCUCAAAGAAGGUUACAUGGAGAAGACCGGCCCUUUGCAACGGGAGCCAUUUAAGAAGAGGUGGUUCAUCUUGGAUGCCAUGGACAGAAAACUGCUCUAUUUCAAAACGCAGCUGGAUGCUGUGGAGCUUGGGGUCAUUUUUAUUGGAACAGAGAAUCAUGGGUACUCAGUUAGCAAGUGUGUGCCUAAGGGAACCAGAGGGAACAAGUGGAAGUGCGGAGUGUUGAUGGAGACGCCCGACCGUCAGUUCGUCUUCAUGUGUGAGCAGGAGCGAGAGCAGAACGAGUGGCUGGAGGCACUGAGGCAGGUCAUCUCAAAGCCCAUGCUGCCGCAAGAUUACACCACAGAGGCCAACAUCCGCAGAAGAAGAUGACCCUGGGACGCUGCAAGGGACAAAGGGACUGUUAGCACUGACCAGUGGACUUUCUCACUGUCUGUUUACUUCCAUCACAUUCAGAGCCUGUGGGAUCACAGCGUACUGUCUGAAAAUCAAACUGACCCCUAGCACAUCUUUCACAACAGCUUUGCUGUAAAGCACGUGUAAGUCUUGGGUGGAUAAAGCAUUGCACAAUGUAGUAUGUUCCCUCCACAGGCACAACUCUACAGUCAGCUCCUAAAGCAAAUUAGGUGAAAUUGCUAAAUGUUGCAGUGCUGCAUCCUCCCUGGAUAUGACUUUAAACUUUUGUUUUGUUGAAGGACCACCAUUCUGAGCUCUCGGUAGACAACCUCUCGGGAGCUUAUCCAAGGCUGUUUCAUUGAACUGAAGCUGUUUUGUACAUAUAUUUUUAUCAAACAAAGACACAAGUGGCGAGUUUCCUUGCUAAUGAAAAACUGAACAUAAUAAAAACACCAGAUUUACAUUGCAUUA
Messenger RNA from Pygocentrus nattereri (red-bellied piranha), 1760 nucleotides. It is a transcript of the gene adap2, whose product is annotated as ArfGAP with dual PH domains 2. Gene Ontology annotation, biological process: positive regulation of GTPase activity. The record is from RefSeq and is a predicted model, not a curated record. Gene Ontology annotation, molecular function: phosphatidylinositol bisphosphate binding; GTPase activator activity. The transcript has 11 exons. Lineage: Eukaryota; Metazoa; Chordata; Actinopteri; Characiformes; Serrasalmidae. Gene Ontology annotation, cellular component: plasma membrane; intracellular membrane-bounded organelle. The coding region runs from base 129 to 1265 and encodes 378 amino acids.